CUCGUCUAGAGGGUUUGCUCUUUGGUGGAAAUCGGGUAUUGAUAUUGAGGUUUUAGAUUGUAAUAGCUAUUUUAUGGAUGUUAGCAUUGACAUGGGUAGGAAGUUUUUUUGUACCUUUGUGCAUGCCCCUUCUACAUCUGUUAGAAGAAGGGAGUUUUGGGAGCUAUUAAGCUCUCUUAGGGAUAGUAGGGAUGACAAGUGGAUUGUUGUAGGUGACUUUAAUGCUGCUUUGUAUGAUUAUGAAAAAGAGGGGAGAUGCCCCCUUAGGUACGAGAAUGUUGAACCUUUCAAGAGGUUCAUCUACCACAACGCCCUAAUCGACAUUGGCUUCAAAGGAGAACCGUUCACGUGGUCCAACAAGAGAACGGGUCAAAACACGGUCAGAGUUAGAUUGGACAGGGUGUUGUGUUCCAAUUCCUGGAGAGAGCAAUUUGGGGAAGUAGUGGUUUUUCAUGAGAAAAUGGUGGAGUCAGAUCACUGCCCUAUCAGACUUGACCUACACUUUGGAGGCAACAGAAGGAGAAGGACACCUUUCAGAGUAGACGAGAGGUGGCUAGAGAAGGAGGAAUGUCGAGGGAUCAUAGCGAGAGAAUGGGAUCCAGGGGGGCCAUCUUCGGCACAUUUGAACAAAUGCGAGAGGGAACUCAGAGCAUGGUCAAAGGAGUUCCAUAAAACCAACUCGCAAAGAGAGACGGAUAUCUUGAACAGAUUGGAGGUCCUACAACAACCUCCGAGAGAUCAAGAUAAUGUGGAGGAAGAAAAGAGAAUCACAGCGGAGCUGGCUAGAUUGUGGAUUGAGGAGGAAGCUUUCUGGAAGCAGUGUUCGAGAGUGAGUUGGCUCCAAUCAGGUGAUCUGAAUACAUCAUUUUUCCAUUCUAGUACAACGCAUAGAAGACACAGGAACAGAAUCCUUCGGCUCAAAGACGAGAUGGGAAACUGGGUGGAGGAUGAAGGAAGAUUGAAAGGAAUAGCAGGGAAUUUCUAUAAGGAGCUUUUCAAGGCGAGAGAACUGCCUCCUACCAACCAUCUUCUGAGUGAAUUCCCAAGAAAGGUAACCAGUGAAAUGAACGAGGAUUUGUGUGCACCGGUUAAUAAUGAGGAAAUCAGGAAAGCGGUGUUCUCCCUUGGAGCAAAAAAAUCUUCGGGCCCAGAUGGCUUCUCGGGUCAAUUCUAUAGGAGAUUUUGGAGUACUAUUGGAGAAACCUUGUGUCGUGAGAUUAAAGAGUUUUUUGAGACGGCUAGCAUGCCGGAUGGGUGGAAUGAUACUCACAUUGUUAUGAUCCCAAAGGUAGAUCACCCGGAAGAGAUUGGCCAAUUUCGCCCUAUCAGUUGCUGCAAUUUCAGAUACAAGAUCAUAUCUAAAAUUAUGGCCACUCGACUGAAGAAAUGGACUCCCGAGCUUGUUUCUGAGCUCCAAACUGCUUUCACUGGUGGGCGAUUGAUACAAGAUAAUGUUAUCAUCGUCCAUGAAGCUCUUCACCAUUUCAAGAAUCACAAAAAGGGGAGGAGGAAGGAUAUGAUGCUCAAGCUAGAUAUGAGAAAGGCUUACGAUUUGGUUGAGUGGGAUGGCUUGGAAACUCUGCUUAGCAAGUAUGGGUUUGAGGACCGAUGGUGCAAAUGGGUCAGUGCGUGUAUCAGAUCGGUAAAGUUUUCCAUCCUCUUCAAUGGAGAAGCUUCAGAGCCUUUUGCCCCAACAAGGGGUAUCCGACAGGGAGAUCCUCUAUCCCCUUUUCUCUUUAUUUUAAUGUCGAAUGCUUUAUCCUUUCUUACUGAGAAAGCGGUGUUGGAGGGUAAGAUCCAAGGUGUAAAACUGAAUUCAAGAUGCCCGGUCCUCACUCACUGUCUGUUUGCGGAUGAUACAGUUAUCUUCGGAAAAGCUAAUCACCAGGAGGCCGGACGGAUCUUGGAGAUUAUCAAGGACUAUGGUGCUAUCACAGGACAAGAAGUUAACUUACAUAAAUCCUCGGUUUUCUUCAGUGCGAAUGUGACGGAUAGGGAGAAGGAGGAUAUCAUUGCCCAAAUAGGGUUUGCCAGCUCUAAUUGCCACUCAAAGUAUCUGGGGGUUCCUACGGAAUGGGGUAACUCGAAGAAAGAGACCUUCUCUUUCCUCAUCCAAAGAAUGGAAAAGAUGGGAGAAGUUUGGAAGAGCCUACUCCUAUCCCAUGGAGGGAAAGAAGUUCUCCUGAAAGCAGUUAUCCAGGCCAUUCCUACAUAUAUCAUGUGCCUUUUCCUCCUUCCAGUUGCACUCACCAAGAAGAUGGACACGAUUCUUAGCAACUUCUUCUGGUCAGGAUCAAUGCAGAAAAGCAGUAUGCACUGGUGCAAAAGAGAGAUCUUGUGCUCCUCGAAGACGGAAGGAGGGCUUGGCUUCAGAAGUUUCAAAGACUUCAACUUGGCACUCCUGGCAAAACAAGCAUGGAGACUCCUCUCCUCACCGGAUGCACUCUGGAGCCGUCUGCUAAGAGGACUGUACUUCCCAAGGGGAAACUUCCUUUCGGCAAAGAAGGGCAGUAGAGCAUCCUGGAUAUGGGCGAGCCUAUGGGAGGCCAAAAAAGUUAUUGAGAUGGGAACGGUAAAAGUCAUUGGAUCAGGUGAGGAAACAUGGGUGGAUAAGGAUCCGUGGGUCCCUACCCUUCAGAAGGGGACUAUUGGAAGCGGCCCUCAGAACCACAUCAGAGUCAAGGAGUGGAUUGAACCGGGAGAAAGGAUCUGGAACUCAAACCUCAUUCAGGGAAACGUGACGGAGGAUGAAUUGGAAGCUAUUUUGAGAAUCCCUAUUGGGGAAGAGGAUUCGGAGGACUUUUGGGCUUGGAAAUUUAAUAAUAAGGGCAAUUUCACUGUCAAAUCAGCGUAUCACGCGAUCCAUGAGACCAACACCAUCACUGCGCCGCCAGGGAAUUCUGAUAAGUGGAAAUGGAUUUGGUCUCUACAGCUGCCCCCGAAACUCAUUUUCUUCAUUUGGAGAUGUGCAAAGAAUGGGAUUGCCACGAAAGAGAGGUUGAGGCAUCGUAAAUGCUCUCCGGAUGCGACAUGCCCGGUUUGCCAGAAUCAACUUGAAUCCAUCGUCCACUGCAUGUUUGAGUGCCAGCAUGCGUUAUCUUCGUGGAACAACAUUUUCCCAUCUCUUCCACUUCCACCUCAAUCCACCACCUUCUUUGAUUGGUUCUGCUUAUUGAAAGACAAUGUGCAGCCCAAUAGUCUCAUCUUGAUUGUCUACCUCUGCUGGAAUAUCUGGAAAGCAAGGAAUGAGCGUGCCUUCAAGAAUCGUAUCCCGUGGCCCCCAAAUACCUGUAGGCAGACCGUCAGGGAAUUCACCGAAUGGACAUCGUGCCCGAGACUAUCCCAGCCUCAUGUCCAAACAUCUUCUGUUCAGCUCAGGGAUAACCUACCUCAUCCUUCUCCACCGCCAAGCAAUCACCACAUGGUGAUUCACUGUGAUGGGUCGUUCAUAAGCGACUCCCAGCCGGCGGCUUAUGGUGUUGUUGUUAUUAACCACCAUGGACAAGUAUGCGAUGGGCGAGCUGACAUUUUACUUUGUUCCACCCCGUUUGAAGCUGAAGCGAAGGCGCUUUUGGAAGGUCUCAAAUUAGCCCAAGAAUAUGGAGGAGAAUGUAUUGUCCAAUCAGACUGUCUUAAUCUUGUUCAAGCUCUCAGACAGGACAAAGCGAGAUGGCCAUGGAGGGGAGCGGCAUGGAUGGGAUCCAUGAAAUCGAUCCUUCAGGCCUCAAAUCGCAUUGAGGUCAGGUUUGUUCAUAGAAAGUUUAAUGCUAGAGCUGAUUGGGUGGCCAGGUCUUUUGCAAGAAAUUCACUCCCAGAUGACUGGAUUAGUAUUCUUGAUCUAAUUUCCGAUUUCCUUUAGCCUUGUAACCGCCGUUUUUGGUCUCACCAGAGUGGAAUAAAGUUCAUCUUUGGUCAAAAAAGGAAGGGAAAUGAAUAUUGUCGAAGAGGAGGAAGGAGAGAAGCUGGGAAAGUUUCGCAGAGUGGAUUUUUUCUUCUUUUUUGCAGAGUUUUUGUUGUCAGUGUGGAAGAAUGAAAAGAGGAAGAAGAAGCUCCUGUUUUAUAGGAGAAGAGUUCAGUGUUGGAAAAUUUUGAUGGGCUAGAAGGGAUAUAGGUUGGUGCUGUAUUUUUGUGAUUGGCUGUUGAGUGGGCUGGGCCUGGUCCGGUUCGACCAGUCUGGUUCGGCCGAGACUGGGCUUGAUUCGAGUUUGAGCCCAAGUUGACUGAAGUUUGGGCUUGGUUGACCAGCCUUGAAUCAAGGUUGACCUGAGUAGACCUGGACUUGGAUUUUGACCUGAGUUAACCUAAGCUUGGGCUUUGACUUUGUCUCUUUUAUUAUUUGUAAAUGAAAGUGUAAUAGUUAUUUAGAUUACUAGGUAACAAUGUUGUAUUUGUAGUUUUGUAAUUUUAUUUAGUAAUGUGUUUGUAAAUUGUAAUUUAUUUUAAUAAGACCAUUAUUUAUUUCCUUAUCUUUAAUUGUUCCCGAGGUUAAGUCCCAAAUCCACUAAUCAAUUUUUUGGCAAAUAAAGUUAGCUAUUGCUAAACUUGUUUAAUCGCCCAAAUUUUAACAACUCGACCCAUGUCCAAAACAACUCUGACGUCUCGGCAUCCUUGGAUUUGCUAUUGCUUAAUAUUUAUAAGCCAUGACAAGUGUACUCGUACUAAAUGUUAAUCAUAUAGAGAGAUGUUUACGAGUGACUAAAGAUUGGAUUGGAUACAGUCUGGUCUUGAUCCGGUCGGGUCUUGAUUCGGUCGGGUACCAAUUCGGUCUUGAUUUUAUAUUAAACUUGUGGGGAUUUGAGUGGCCUAAGGCCUGAAAGUGUAAGGAGUUGGUUAAGUUUUGUAUUAAGUGCAAAGGUUUGUGACCGUUUAUGCAAAUUACCCUUAAGUUUUGGGUGUUAAGCUCUCCUAUCCGGUCUUUAUCCAGUUUUCGACCCGAUCCCGAACGGUUUUUUUACCUCAAAUCUAAGCCCAAAGAUUGGAUUGGAUUGUUUACUAUUCGGUACCGGUCCGGGUUAUACGGUUCGGUUUCAGGUAAAACCAAAAAACCCGGACCAAAUAGGGCUACUUGCGGGGAAUUUCAAAAUUUUAGUAUUUUAACUAAGAAUAGAGUUACAAAAUUAUUAAAGAUAACAUAAAAAUGUCUAAUAUUUUGGUGCAUUACGAAAUAUUUGGUUAAUUAAUAGCAUUUUAAUAGGUUUGGAUAAUAUAAAAAAAUUUGAAAAAAGUUUGGAUAAAAAUAGACUAUACCCGUUUCUUUAAUAACAUAUGUAUUUUGGGAUUUUUUUUAUGGUUAAUCAAAAAAUUGCAUUAAGCUCUAGAGAUGCAACUGCAAACCUCCUUUCUCUCGGUUACAUUUUUGUAUUUGACUACCAGCAAUAAUUUAUACUUCUAUACUCAACAAAAGUCUAAACUUACUCUAUACUAGUCCUUGUAGGAUCUGGUCAUUCUGAACAAAAAUUGCAACAUCUUCUUUAAUCUGCUUUACCAUUUGAUCAGGCUGGCAUAUCCUCUUCAUCCCAUACAUCCUGGAACAACGUUCCUUCCAUACACUACUCAUCGUCAUCCUCCAUAACAAUCUACCAAGCUUCGCUGUUGUUGUAUCUCCUCUCCAUUCUCGAAUAACCCACUACAUGUGCUCCUGCCAACUUAUAGUAACUUGAAUGUAACUUAUCUUCUAGAAUACAGCCCUCAGAACAUAACUCCCAUAAGGGCAAAGAGCAAACAAAUGAUUACGAGCCUCUACCACACCUGGGCAUAGUAAACAGAUUUGAUCAAC
This is a messenger RNA of Linum trigynum, 5776 nucleotides long. Lineage: Eukaryota; Viridiplantae; Streptophyta; Magnoliopsida; Malpighiales; Linaceae. The record is from the annotation of a GenBank genome assembly.